AUGGGUAUGCAUUCCAGUAACUUUGAAGAAACGCCGAGAGGCAAUCAUUGGAUUGGUACAUCUACCUCUAGCCAUUCCAGAUAUAGAGAUUCUAUGCUAUCCUCACGUUUUCAAGGUAAUGACGACUCCAUUCUGAAUCCGGGAAGCACUAGACGUAAAAAUUUCAAUUCCAACAAUGACAUACGCCAGAAUUCAAAUGAUGAGACGAAUAUAAAUAAUAAUAAUCACAAUAAUAGCAAUGACCAUGAUAAUAACAGGAAUAGGAAUUACAAUUAUAUAAGUAAUGUACAGCCAUUAAUUUCUACAGAAGUAAUAGAGGUAUCUAAACAAAGGUCUUUGGCUAUAUUAAUAUUUUUUUUAAUUCAAUUAUACAAAGUAUACGAUUUAGUUUUGUUAAAGUCGAAUAUAGCGGUUUCAGGAGGUUUUACUUCUAACUUUGGUUUCCUUUUAAAAUAUUUGAUUAUAGAUUCAUGUUAUUUUUAUUUUUUACCAAGUUUCAAUAUACCCACAUUAACAUUCAAAACUUGGACAAUUACAUUACAAAUUAUGAGCAUCUUUAUGUUCAAUAUUUUCUUAACCAAUGAUCACGAAUGGAUAUUUUUAUCGACAAUCAUUGCUACGUGGAAAAAAUAUAAUACCAAGGAAUUGAGUGUCACUGGUGAUUCAAUUAACCAACGUAAAUUAUAUGAUUCUUCUUCCCAUUUCAAAGGUGCUCUGACAAUUAAAAUUUUACCAGAGAAUACAGCUAUGUUAAACCCACUACAAAAUUCGUACUGUUUACCUUUUGAUGAUUCUCUUUUUCAAAUUUCAACGGUAAAUGUCCCAAUUAGAAUAAAUUCUACAGCUGACAUUAAAUUUAUUCAACUUGAGCAUCGUGAUAUUUUCACUAAUGAGGUUGAAUUAAAAAAUUUGACUAAAAAAGAUUGGAAAACAGUAAAAAGCUUAGACGAUUUAACACUAAUGAAUAAAAAAAUGACUGCAGAAAAGUUUAGACAAGAAGCAGACAAGUCAAUUAAAUACCUAAACAUCCCAGUCAAGGAAUUGGGUUUGUAUCAAAUUAAGAAGAUAGUUGAUUCUAAUGAUUUUAACCUGAAAAUUUACAAUUCACAUUUAGUUGUAGCGCAAUGUCCUACAGCAAGAAUUCAAGGUGCAGGUUUAGAGAAUAGGUGUAUCGGAGACAGUGAUAAAGUAAGUAUUGAAAUUGAUGCUGUUGCUCCAUUACAAUUAAGCUAUGUUAAAAUAAUUGAUGGUGUCGAAUAUUCAUAUUUUGAUAAAAAUUUACAACCAGAAUCUUUCAAAUCACCACUUCAAAAAAGUAAAAAAGAUGUUUUAUCUAAAGCAGAUAUGGAAAAUUUGUUCUGGGCCCGCAAUCAGGAAGUCGUCAUUGAUUUUGAUACAGUCAUCAAUCAAGCAGGUAAACAUAUAUAUAAAGUUUCUUCAAUUAUUGAUGGUUUAGGAAAUGUUAUGGAUCUGAAACAAUUUUCUCCUGAUGUUCUAGAAGAAUUUGAAUAUAAUUAUGAUUUCAAUGUUCAUUCUAUUCCAAGAGCUACUUUAGAUGAAAAGGUGGACCCAAAGUCUCCUACUAAAAGAACUAUUGUAAUAAACUUCAUUAAUGAGGAACCAAAAUCACUAAAUGGAAUCUCAUCAAAACCAUAUAUGGCAAAAAUCGAAGUUACAUCUCCUGAAGGAACAAAGUCGUAUUUUAAUAUUACUUCAAGAUUUUCUAAAUAUGAAUUUGAAGCAGAGGUUCCUGGUACUUAUACUCUUCAGUCAGUUUACUCUAAUUUCUGUCCUGGUGUUGUAGCUGGUAAAACUAGUUUGAUUGUCUCACAACCAAUUGCUCCAAAGUUAACUGUUGAUGCUAAACCCAUAUUGGAUCAAUGUUUGGGACAAAUCGGAUUAGACUUUGAACUAACUUUCACAGGUCUUCCUCCUUUUAAUUUUGAAGCUAAAAUAUAUAAAUUGCAUGAAGGUACCAAAAAGUUAUUUGAAACAAAGAAAUAUGUAUCACCAAGCACCAGGUAUCAGAUUUCAUAUAAUCCGAAGGUUGAGGGUAAUUAUGAAAUUGUUUUUGAUAAUCUAUCAAACGAAGUGUUUACUGAUGCAAUCAACUUAACCCCAAUUAAAGACUACUCUUUUGAAACAACUAUGAGAGUAAAACCGGGAGCUGUUUUUCAGAAUAGAUCUGAAAAACAACUUUGUUUGAAUGAUGGUGUUGAUAUCCCUGUUAUGUUUAAAGGUGAGCCACCAUUUACAUUAAAUUAUGAUUUAAUUGAAAUCUUUUCAAACAAGAGAAAAUCGUUCAAUAUUGAAGAUAUUGACUCCUUUAACUAUAAAAUUAAAACACCAGAAUUCAAAAUGGGUGGUGAAUAUAUACUUUCUCUGAUUUCAGUGAAGGAUUUAUCAGGCUGUGUUGCUCCAUUAACAGAUGCCGACAUCAGAAUAAAGGUAAGAAGAGAUAUUCCAACGGCGUCUAUGAAUUUCUUAGAUAACAUGAAGACUUUGAAUAUUAAUGAAGGAUCAAUAGCCACUAUACCUAUAAAAUUAUCUGGCGAAUCCCCUUUCACAAUUAAGUAUGCUCAAGUCGACAAAAAUAGUGGUAUUUUGGAAUCGUUUGAAGAAAAAUUCCAUUCUAAUUAUAAUUCUGUCAUUAAAGUCAGAAAGCAAGGCUAUUAUAAAUUACUUGAGGUAAGAGACGUUAGCUGCAAAGGUAAAAUUAUAGAUUCAGAUAAAUUAUUCAGAAUUAAUUUUUUCAAGAAGCCAUCAUAUGAAGUCCUAGAGAAAUUAUCAAUUAAAACGAUUACAAAGAAAUCAUUCGUUAAAGAUCCUGUUUGUGAAGGAGCUUCAAGUUCCGUUGAUUUAGCUCUAUCAGGUUCUCCGCCAUUUACUUUAUUAUAUGAGAUUAUAUCACCAUCUGGUGUAUCUUCCGAAAAGAAAACCCAGAUAGCAACUAAAUAUGCAUCUAUCAAAGUGCCAAGUGAUCAAAAUGGGGAAUAUACUAUCAAAAUAAAAGAUAUUUUUGACAGUAAUUAUGGUGAAUCUAAUAUGAAUAUUUAUAAUCAGAAAUCAGGAGAAACCAUUAUCAAACAAUAUGUUAAUGCUAUUCCUAAAGUUAAUUUUGCCAAUGCUGGUAAAACCUUCCGAACUUGCAUUACAAAUAUUGGUCAAAAAGAUAUGCUUGCUCCAAUUAAUUUAAGAGUAUCAGAGGGUGCCGAUACCUUUAUCAUCACAUUUAAUGUGUAUCAUGAGAGCACAGGCAGAGCUGAAAAAAUAAUUAUAGAUAAUGUUACAGCAGAUGACUUCCGAUUUGAAAUGCUUUACAAAGAUUUGGGACUGGGUUCCCACGAUAUUACAAUCGAAAAAAUUGAAGACGUUAAUGGAUGUGUCAAUAUUUUAUCAGAGAGUGAAUCCAACCAUGUGUUUAUUAAAAUUACAGAUGCUCCAAAGAUUCAACUAUUAGAUCCAUCAGCAACUUAUUGUGUUGGUGAUUAUAUUUCAUACCAAUUAAGUGGAAGCUCUCCUUUUUUGAUCAGAUAUGAUUUCAAUGGUAUUCAAUUAAAGACGAAGGAACAAACAUCUCAGUUUGUUAGACUGGCAUCAGAAGCUGGCUCUAUAUCAAUUAACUCGAUUUCAGAUUCAACAUCUCAAUGUCUUGUUGAUUUUAUGUUACCAAGUAAAAAGAAAGAAGCUGAACGAUUAUCCUUAGUUAUACAUCCGUUACCUUCCGUUACAGUAUCUCAAGGUGAGUACUUAAUUGAAGAUAUUCAUGAAGGUGACCAAGCGGAAGUUAUUUUUUCCUUCGAAGGUACACCACCAUUUAGUUUGACCUUCGUGAGAACUGAAGAGAAUUUGAACACAAAUGUUAGAGGAAAACCUCAAAUUGUGGAAACCCACAAAGUAACGGAUAUUUACGAGUUUGAAUAUAGAGUAAAAACAAGUUUACAAGGUACAUAUGAGGCUAUUGAGGUAUCAGAUGCCUAUUGCAUGGCCAAGAAUGAUGCCUUCUUCCUAAGUUAA
Messenger RNA from Tetrapisispora phaffii CBS 4417, 4017 nucleotides. It is a transcript of the gene POM152, whose product is annotated as Pom152p. The transcript has a single exon. The coding region runs from base 1 to 4017 and encodes 1338 amino acids. Gene Ontology annotation, biological process: protein import into nucleus; nuclear pore organization. Gene Ontology annotation, molecular function: structural constituent of nuclear pore. NCBI's taxonomy places the organism in Eukaryota, Fungi, Ascomycota, Saccharomycetes, Saccharomycetales, Saccharomycetaceae. The record is from RefSeq and is a predicted model, not a curated record. Gene Ontology annotation, cellular component: nuclear pore transmembrane ring.